GCAGAAAAAGCUUUUCGUUCGGACACUUGUUUCUUUUCCGCCAUGGGUAAUUCCAAACCAAAGCAGCAAUCCGCUACAUACUUGUCGUCCACGUCUACCUUAAGACAUGCUACGGACAGAGAACGAGAGAGAGACAAGAGAACUAAACCAGCCGCCCUUACCAAGGAGUUCCAAACAAUCGACUUUGAUACCGUGGAUACCAGUGUCUUGCGCAAAUACAAGAGAGUCUACAAGAUCAAAACGAGAAGCAAAAACGCUGAUAGGGAAGAGUUGGUUCAAGCUAUAUCAAGGCACUUUGUGAACCAAGCUGUCAAGGAAGCUGAUUCCGUGACAUGCUUCCUCUACGCCAUCCGCCAUCGAGACAGUGUCAUGCGGUUACCACUGAAUGUAUAAAAUGAAGAAGAAGCUGUGCUUUUCUCCUUGUUUCUUUCAUGUUACAGUCCUCUUUUAUUCCUUGUAAAACUUUCUAUUCCCCAUCAUCUUUCGUUAAUACAGAUCGUUUGAAACAACAUGCAUACCACACGUGCAGACUUCAAGUCGUUCAAAGUAGAGCUUUAAUAUGAAACAACA
Messenger RNA from Umbelopsis ramanniana AG, 570 nucleotides. RefSeq lists its product as uncharacterized. Gene Ontology annotation, biological process: regulation of DNA-templated transcription. The coding region runs from base 43 to 393 and encodes 116 amino acids. Gene Ontology annotation, molecular function: transcription coregulator activity; protein binding. NCBI's taxonomy places the organism in Eukaryota, Fungi, Mucoromycota, Umbelopsidomycetes, Umbelopsidales, Umbelopsidaceae. The transcript has a single exon. Gene Ontology annotation, cellular component: histone deacetylase complex. The record is from RefSeq and is a predicted model, not a curated record.